Molecule: messenger RNA, 1330 nt
Organism: Topomyia yanbarensis
Lineage: Eukaryota; Metazoa; Arthropoda; Insecta; Diptera; Culicidae
Exons: 2
Coding region: 8-955 (315 amino acids)
Source: RefSeq, a predicted model, not a curated record
UGGCGCGAUGUUUUGCUCCAAGAUAGUACUGUUGGUGACGGCUCUGUUACUAGGUCCUAGAACUUCGGAAGCCUUCGGUUGGAACUGGAUAUGGCCCUUUACAACGACCACUACUCAAUCCAGUUCUACCUCGUCCAGUUCUACAGGUAGCAGCAGCGGCUCCGUAGGUUCUAACUAUGCUAUUUCGAUCGGAAACCGGGAAAACACUGUUGCCAACCUGACCGACUACGGAACGUCGAUCUCAGGUUUACAAAUCAAUUUAGCCCGAUUCAACGGAAGUGCGCUGGUUAGUACCGGAGCCGCCCAGAACGUGCUAAGUGACAUAAUCUACUCGGUCACGGAAGAGUACCGGACGCAAUCGGAAGCUGUAGUUGGCAGGCGGUUAGCGUGGAUCGAGGCAACGGUUAACCACGCGACUCAGUACGCUAGGGAACUGCAGCAGAAUGAAAUGAAGGCAUUGCUGAAGGCGUUUUCGGAAGAUGUUCGCGGAAGUGUACGGGAUCUAAGGGAACCCGUGCGGGACUGUUUGGGCCGGGAAGUGGACGUGGAAGACAUGAUACAGUCCGUGACCAAUCGCAGUCAAAGCGGGUGUCUGCAAACAAGAGUUGGGAAUCUGUUGCAAAUACGGGACAGUGCCAGAAGUAACUUAACAAAGUUUUUGAAUAGCUCGGGAGAUGUCGAGGAUCUCGUAGAGCAUUGCGUUGACGUUCAGGAUCAGUUCGACGAUGAGAUGAGUGAUAUGUACAAAUUGGCAUGCAUUUCUUCGGUCCUUCUUAGAAUGCAAACGGAUACGUUCAAUCUGACGUUCACCGUUAACCAACUGACGACGGAAGUUGAUCCGGUGUUGAGUCAAGCUAGUGCUAGCCUGCUGGAGUGUGCAGUCGAUCUGGUAUCGUACGCUUUUGAAGUUUCACUGGGACUGCGUCACUGGAUCAACAUUUGCAGUUCGAGAUGAAUUCGAGUUCUGCUGACAAAUUUGCUCAGAAAUUACUGAUCUGGCAAGGAAUUUGCAGUUGGGUCCGAAAAUUACGUUUUUAUAGUAAUCAAGAAAUUGAAUGCAGUAUUCUAUCAGAAAAACAUUGUUUUUCAAUUCGAAUUUCGGGAUUUAUCAUGUCACAUCGUGCUUUAACGAGUUUCUAUUGAAGUCAGUUUCAAAAACAAUGGAGUGGAGAAACGCGAAUAAUUUAUAAGGUGUGGAAUUUCACGAAUUAAUCGUUUUUAUUAAAACGGAAUUUAGAUAUUUGAAAACUUUUUGCAAAAUUUUAGUUAUGAUCAUUUUGAUUUAAAAUUGUAUUUAAUAAAUAAUAUUUUAUAAUAAAAUAACAUUUUU